Messenger RNA from Corythoichthys intestinalis (scribbled pipefish), 2067 nucleotides. It is a transcript of the gene capza1b, whose product is annotated as capping actin protein of muscle Z-line subunit alpha 1b. Gene Ontology annotation, cellular component: F-actin capping protein complex; actin cortical patch. The record is from RefSeq and is a predicted model, not a curated record. Lineage: Eukaryota; Metazoa; Chordata; Actinopteri; Syngnathiformes; Syngnathidae. The transcript has 10 exons. The coding region runs from base 150 to 1040 and encodes 296 amino acids. Gene Ontology annotation, molecular function: actin filament binding. Gene Ontology annotation, biological process: barbed-end actin filament capping; actin cytoskeleton organization.
AAUUUUAGUGGUCUUUGUGAAGGCAUAUAUUUGUCACUGUGGUAUCAGUUUAAUUUUUCUUUUUAGGUAAAGCUCGCCAGACUAACACUUGUAAUAAUAAUAUCACAUAGGUUCCUUGAGUCUGAGUAGGUGGGGUCACAAGAGCCAAGAUGGCUGACUUGAACGAACCGUUAUCAGACGAGGCUGACUUUAGGGAACCGUUAUCAGACGAGGAGAAGGUUCGCAUUGCAGCUAACUUUGUGACCCGUGCUCCCCCAGGAGAGUUCAACCACGUCUUCAAUGACGUGCGGCUUCUUCUCAACGAUGAUGCCCUCUUCAGGGAAGGAGCAUCACACUCAUUUGCCCAGUACAAUAUGGAUCAAUUCAUACCUGCCAGACAUGAUGGCUCCGAAGACCCGGUACUGAUUACAGAGCAUGGUGAUCUGGGUCAGGGCCGCUUUCUGGACCCACGCAACAACUUGUCGUUCCGUUUUGACCACCUGAGCAAAGAAGCGAGCGAUGUACAGACAUAUGAAGGGGACCAAUCUCUUAAAACCUGGAGAGAUUGCUGUGACAAUGCCAUUAGUGCCUAUGUCAAAGAGCAUUACCCUUCUGGAGUCUGCACAGUAUAUGGGAAAACUGUUGAUGGCCAACACACUAUCAUAGCAUGCAUUGAAGGACAUCAGUUUCAACCCAAAAAUUUCUGGAAUGGUCGCUGUAGGUCCGAGUGGAAACUUAACCUUGGGCAGUCCUCUGCGCAGGUUGUGGGAGUAUUGAAAGUCCAGGUGCACUACUAUGAAGAUGGGAACGUGCAGCUGCUUAGUCAUAAAGAGAUAGAGCAGUCAAUACCAGUGACGAGCGAAACUGAGACCGCUAAGAAUUUUGUUGACAUUAUUGAAGAGGCUGAAAAUGACUACCAGAGUGCAAUCAGUGAGAACUACCAGGCCAUGUCUGAUACAACUUUCAAGGCUCUCCGUCGUCAGCUGCCUGUUACGCGCACCAAGAUCGAUUGGAAUAAAAUACUCAGUUACAAAAUUGGAAAAGAGAUGCAGAAUGUCUAAUGGGAGGUUUGGGUUAAGCCAGGGAUAAUCCACUGGUCCUACCUAAUCAUACCCACGGACUUACCAAAGCAAAACGAUCUCAGUUUGGGGCAAAGAAUACAUUGAAACAACUCAUCAAAACGGAGGAUUUGCAGACUGUAAUAAAUAUGCAUGUCUGAUCGAGGGAGAACUGUACUAAAGAAAAACAGUUUGCAGUAAGUGGUUACUUUUGAGUGCGUGAUGUGCAAGACUUGUUGGGUUAGUUAUCCAAGAAUGAGAGUUUGGUCAAUUCUGUCAGAACAGCAUAUUAUUAAAGACUCGCAGUGUGCAUAAAAUCAUCAUGUGCAAUAAAGCACAUCAUUUAUAAGGAUUUGUAGCAAGAUGUUAUAUUUCAUUUUUGGUUGGCUCAAUUUAGGGAAAAGGUGAGAUGAUCAAUAUUCAUGUAUUUAAUGAGACAUGAUGAAGGGAAGCUAGAGUUUGCCAAAUUUUACAGUGGCAAUUGAAAGUAACACAAACCUUGGCAUAGCCCUGCUCCUGAGAUGUAAACUUUCACAUACUGUUUUAUCUGCCAGGUAAGGGAACGUUUUUAAGUUGUCCUCUAUGUGUGUCUUUACUCAUGCAAGCCAUCAUGACUGAAAUGACAUGUAUUUUUCUCUGAAGCGGUAAUGUGGUCUUGCAUUGACUGCACUUAAUUCAUUUGCCAAAAUCUCUUUCCUAUGGUAAAGAACUCCAUCUCACACCCACAAAUGCACAUUUCUAUUUUAAUAUACUGUUUUCUUUUGGAGUCACGAAAUAUUGUACUGUUAAAAAAAUGUGUCGGUCAAUGCCAUGUGCCUGUGCACACAUGCAAGAUGUUAAGUUCUACAGAGCCACAUCAAACUGUAACUACACUAAUACUUAAAAGUAGACAUUUUUGGAUAGAUGCUAUGUUCAACCCUCAGACGGUUACCAACUUUGUGUGCUAAACUGUUAUGUGUUGCCUGUACUGCCCCAUUCUGUUGUGUGAAUUAAAGGACAAAAAUUAAAGGACAAUAACUUGCUUAUUGAU